Molecule: messenger RNA, 1518 nt
Organism: Trichoderma harzianum CBS 226.95
Lineage: Eukaryota; Fungi; Ascomycota; Sordariomycetes; Hypocreales; Hypocreaceae
Exons: 1
Coding region: 1-1482 (493 amino acids)
Molecular function (GO): aldehyde dehydrogenase (NAD+) activity
Source: RefSeq, a predicted model, not a curated record
AUGGCGCAGAUUGACGAGUUUAGUGCCCCGCAAUCCCUCCCAAAGAAUCCGGGGCUGUACGUGAAUGGUUCAUUCCAUAGGCCCAGGGAUGGCUUUUACCAAGAGAUUAUUAGUCCCAUAAAUGGCAAGAUAAUCACCAAAGUCGCCUUUGCCGGAAAAGAAGAUACAGUUUCUGCACUAGAAGCUGCCGACAAGGCCUUUGAAGGAUGGCGCUCUGUCUCCACGCUAGAACGGUGCAACAUCAUGCGCAAGGUGGCUCAGGUCGUGCGCGAUCAUGCCGAGGAGCUUGCUACUUUGGAUGCUUGGAACAUUGGCAGCCCCAUCUCUAUCAUGCGGGCUGAGGUCGAGUACUCCGCCAUGAACUUUGACCUGUUCGCCGGUCUGGCUCCGGCUGUGACGGGGGAGACCCACCGCUUGACGGACGACAUGUUCCAUUACAUGAUCCGAGAACCUCUAGGUGUGGUGGCGCGCAUUAUCCCGUACAAUCAUCCAUUCUUGGGCAUGGCCAUCAAGAUGGUGACACCACUGGUCAUGGGUAACACGGUCGUCGUCAAGGUCUCGGAGCAGGCACCGCUGUCCGCUUUCCGACUGAUGGAGAUCAUUGGUGACCUUUUCCCACCUGGAGUUGUCAAUGUAUUGGCCGGUGGCCGUGAGAGUGGAGAGGUCCUUUCAAGUCACCCCGUUGUGAAAAAAGUCACUCUUGUCGGCAGCGUGCCUGUAGGGCGAGCCAUCUCCCGCAGCGCCGCUGACACGCUAAAACUCACCACUCUGGAACUCGGUGGCAAGAACGCUCUAGUUGCCUAUCAAGAUUCUGACAUCCCAAAGUUGGUUGAAGGGAUUGUGAAAGGAAUGAACUGGUUCUGGUGUGGGCAAUCGUGCUCGUCGACUUCACGCGUCUUUCUCCACGAGUCAAUUCACGACGAGGUAGUCAAGCAAGUCGUCGAAAGAAUUAAUGCGGAACAUAAACCGGGAAACCCUCUGAAAACCGAAACAACCAUGGGCGCUCUCGUAGAUACCAAAGCUAUAGAGCGAGUGAAGAAGUACGUCGAGAUCGGUAGGGCUGAGGGGGCGACGCUGGCCACUGGGGGGGGAACGCCGAGUUUGAGCGGAGAGCUAUCCGGGGGUUGCUUUUGGUCUCCCACAGUCUUUACCAAUGUCAAACAAAACAUGCGAAUUGCCCAGGAAGAGAUUUUUGGCCCGGUCAUGGCUAUUCUCAAGUGGAGUGACGAAGACACACUGUGGAAGGAGGUCAACUCGGUGGAAUAUGGUUUGACAGGCUCCAUUUACACCACCAAUACUGCUACGGCGCAGAAGGCUGUCAAGAGAAUGGAGGCGGGUUAUUGCUGGAUCAACACUAGCUCGACGCAUUUCUUGGGGCUCCCGUUUGGUGGAUAUAAACAGUCAGGUAUGGGUCGCGAGCACAGUUUACACGAGCUAUAUGACAUGACGCAGGUCAAGACGGUCCACAUGAGCUUGGAGUAGUUAUUACUAUAAGACAGAUACAAUGUCAAGAAUCAC